AUGAAGUUCUCUCUUGCUUUCCUCGCCGCCGCCGCCGGCGUUAGCGCCCACUCCAGCUUCAACGGUACCGUCGUCACCGAGGUCGUCAGCUCCUACGUCACCUACUGCCCUGGCCCUACUCAAAUCACCCACGGCAACAAGACCUACACUGUCACCGAGGCCACCACCCUGACCAUCACCGACUGCCCCUGCACCAUCCACAGACCAGUGGUGACCACCCCCGUUGUCGUCUGCAACACCUGCGGCGUCAACUACCCCAACACCACUGCUCCCAUCGUCAACCCCCCUGCCAGCGCCACUCCCACCAAGGGCACCACCGCUCCCAGCGUCACUCCUGCUGUCCCUACUGCCGCUGCUGGCAAGGUCGUUGCUCUGUCUGGUGCUGGUCUGGCCGGUAUCGUCGGUCUUGCCGCUUUUGUCCUGUAA
Molecule: messenger RNA, 426 nt
Organism: Ustilaginoidea virens
Lineage: Eukaryota; Fungi; Ascomycota; Sordariomycetes; Hypocreales; Clavicipitaceae
Exons: 3
Coding region: 1-426 (141 amino acids)
Biological process (GO): fungal-type cell wall organization
Cellular component (GO): fungal-type cell wall
Molecular function (GO): structural constituent of cell wall
Source: RefSeq, a predicted model, not a curated record